AUGAUAACUGUAAAAUUGUUUUUAUUUCUAAUUUAUAUAUUAACUUUAAAUAUCAAGAUUAUUGAUGGACAUCAAUGUCAAAGAGAUUCGUUGUUGACAAAUGAUCAACAAUCGGUCGAUUUUUGGGUGACAAUUAAGCUUCCUGGUUUCAUGGACCUCUAUCUAUAUCAUGAUUCAUUGAUGGAUUCACCAAUGUUUUUAGUAAGAUUAAAGAUAGAUCUAUUUUUAGUACAAGGAAGAUUCUUGAGAUCAAAAUUCAGUGGUUUUGGAAUGACUUUGGAUCAAAUCAAUGAAGAUGAAUCAUCUGAUUUUUUAGCAUAUAACAAUAAUUUCAAUAAAAAAUGGAGUUUUCAAACUAUAUCCGGUCCAGAUGAUAAAUAUUGGUCAAUGACACACGAAAAAGGAAUGAUUUCAUGGGGUAAGAAUGAUGGUUUCUGGUUACAACAUUCAUUGCCAAAAUUCCCAAAUUUAAAAGGAAACAAAAACGAAAAUGGAUUUGUAAAGAUUGAUCAUUUCGAUUUAAUUGAAGAUGUUCCCGAUUACUUGGUCGAUACACUAGAGUUCCUUGAAUUCGCUUACAAAGGAUUACCACCCAACCAUAUCUUCGAUUCAAACCUCAGAUCAAAGUCAGGUUCUCCAUGUCCAAAUUUAGAUAUCUUCAAAAAGGAAAAAAUGUCCCUCCUCUCAGAUAUAUUGAAAGAAUUUCAGCUUCGACCUUCAUGGGAUUACAAAACUGUAGAUUUGAAUUAUCUUUUCAUGGAUAUUCCAAGAGCUGACAGUUUUGCUCAACAUAUUGUCUGUGUAUCUCUCUCAUCUAUUCAAAAAGUUGAUCAAAUGAUUGAGUAUCUAAGUUAUUUAAACCCAGAUAUCGAUCGUGGAACAGUUGCAUCUAGAUCUGGUUCAAAGAGAUUCAAAAAGAUUGAUAAAAUUGUAGCAACUACUCAAACCAUUCAAGCAACUGAUAAUUUCAAAUUCCAUUUAUCUGUUCAACCCUUUACUCAUCAGAUAGGUUCUAUUUGGAACAAUUUGUUUAAAGAGGAGUGUAAAACUCAACCAUGUCUCCCAUUUCCAGAAAAGGGAAAAAGUUCUGAUUUGACUAUUUCCACUUGGACAACUGCAGAUGCACAAUUUGGUUUCCAAAAGCAACUUGUUAAACUUGCAAAGUUUAAAACAACCUAUGAAGUUUUAACAAAGACACAAGAAUUCAAAUGGGGGGCUGGAUAUGGAUCGGAAAUGGAUCAUUCAAAAUUGGCUUAUCUUCCACCUGGUGAGAAAUAUAAAGAUUGGAAUGUAUGUUUCGGUGGAGAAAAUAUGUAUUGUAGUAAAUCAGCUUGUUAUGGUUCUUUAUUGUUUUGUUUCAAAAGUGAUAAUUUAGCUGGUGCUUUCCGUUCUAUAGAGGAUGAUAUAGAAAAUUCGGGUCCUUUCCAAAUGGAAGUUAAUGGCAAAACAAAGAAUAUAGGAUUCAAUGCUGAUAAGAAUGCUCUCAAUGGAAAUUCGUUCGAUAGGUAUCGAAAAUCAUCUGGAAGUAUAGCUGCUAAUUCACUCUUUCAUUUAUCAUUCAACCAAUGGAAGAGGCAUAGAACCAAACCUACAAAAGGAGGCGAAGAAUAUUUUAUUAAAAAUAACAAUUUUAUUGAAGAUAUAUUGCUCCACUUCUUUGGACCGAAUUCCAAUGUUCAAAUUCAAGUCGAUAUCAUAAAAGAAAAGAAAAAUCCUCCAUCAACGCCAACAAAAACAAACUCAAAGCGAAGUCUUGAAAAUGGCUACAAUAUCAAUUCAGUUGAUUCUCAUGAUCUGAAGAGAAAAAAACACGAACCAUUAGUUGAAUAUGAUUGUGGAGAUCAAGAGUCACAAGAUCCCAGGGACACUGAUUCCGAACCUAUUUUUAAUAUAAUUAAAAUAGAGAAAAAUGAGCUACCUCUAGCAAAUUACAUUUGCCAAAAAAUAGCAAAUGAUCCUAAUAAUAAUAAUAAUAAAAAUAAAAAAUAG
Heterostelium album PN500 is the source of this 1989-nucleotide messenger RNA. RefSeq lists its product as uncharacterized. Gene Ontology annotation, molecular function: deoxyribonuclease II activity. Gene Ontology annotation, biological process: apoptotic DNA fragmentation. NCBI's taxonomy places the organism in Eukaryota, Evosea, Eumycetozoa, Acytosteliales, Acytosteliaceae. The transcript is spliced from 5 exons. Bases 1 to 1989 code for a protein of 662 amino acids. The record is from RefSeq and is a predicted model, not a curated record.